Owenia fusiformis is the source of this 1286-nucleotide messenger RNA. The record is from the annotation of a GenBank genome assembly. NCBI's taxonomy places the organism in Eukaryota, Metazoa, Annelida, Polychaeta, Sabellida, Oweniidae.
CUUGUCUCUGAGGCAACAAAAAUAAAUAUCUGCAAAAAGUUGGUUGGUUAGCUUCGUAGCUGAAAGUGCUCAUAUAGUGGUGAAUGGUGAUGCAAGAACAUUAUGAGUGAUGAUGAAACAAUUUCUGAUGAGCACAUUCAAUGGAUGCAGAAAGCUUUGGACUUUGCAAAAGAUGCUUUGACAAAUUCUGAAGUUCCUGUAGGAUGUAUUAUUGUUUAUGACAACCAAAUAAUUGGAAAUGGACGUAAUUUUGUAAAUGAAACUAAAAAUGCCACACGUCAUGCUGAAUUUGUAGCAAUUGACCAAGUAUUAGAUUGGUGUAAAAAGACAGAUUGUGCGAGUGAAGAAGUAUUCAAAAACUCGGUACUAUAUGUGACUGUAGAACCAUGUAUUAUGUGUGCAGGAGCACUUCGGGCAAUUCAGAUACCACUCGUUGUUUAUGGUUGCGCAAAUGAACGCUUCGGUGGAUGCGGAUCAGUUUUGUCGAUUCAUUCUGACAAGUUGCCCAAUCAGGGUCCAGCUUUUAAGUGCAUUUCUGGAGUAUUCCAGGAGGAAGCUGUGAAACUUUUGAAAGAUUUCUAUAAAGGAGAAAAUAUCAAUGCUCCAGAUUCGAAGAGGAAGAAAAAACUUUAGAUUUAAUCAAAUACUGCAUAUGCCACAGGUCAUGGAAACAAUAUAGGGAUUCAUACAUUGUUUGGUACAACUUUAGAACAGACCAUACAUACGAAAGACUAAUGACCUGAAAUUGAUAAAUUUCUGAAAUGGGUUGUGGAUCAUCAGUUGUGAGACAGAAAUCUGAAAAAGAGGAACAAUGGGACAGAGUUUGGGAGACUGUAGAGGUGAAAAAGCCAAAGGGCAACAUGUCAAAGAACCUUGUAGUCAAACGUUCAGGGUGGAAGACCGUAAGGAUCUUUGUGUCGUCAACUUUUAGGGACUUUCAUCAUGAGAGAGAAAUACUAGUGAAAAAGGUUUUUCCAGAUUUGAGAAUAUGGUGUCAGAGCAGACGUCUGCAUUUAGUGGAGUGUGACCUAAGAUGGGGCGUUCCCAAAGAUUCAACCACUGAGACAACACUAAGGACAUGUCUGGAAGAGAUAGAUCGCUGUUACCAAGACAACAUCAUGCCAUUUUUUGUCAACAUGACAAGUGAGCGUAUAGGCUGGAUCCCUUUGGAAGAGGAAGUGCCAGCAUCUAUCAAGUCAGAAUACAAAUGGGUCAAUGGCCUUUCUGUUACAGAGAUGGAAAUCAUGCAUGCUUCAUAUAGGAAAGAUAACCCAAACUGUAAGUGA